GUGCUGUCGAUAAAGUUGUUGAGGCGUGACGUCACGCGCUGCGCGUGCACCCCCCCACAGUGCACAGGAGCGAUGUCGCGUGGGGCGAGCGAUUGAAUGGUCAUUUGUGUGCGUUGUAAACUUUAUUCCUUUAUGUACAAGGGAACAACAACAACGACAACAGCUCAUUGAAAACAAGGCUGAUUGCUAAGGUUCUUGGCUGCUGCAGGCCGCAAUGUACUCUGUGCACAGGAAGGUGCACCCGCCCACAGGGCUGGAGCACGCCGUCUAUUGCCACUUCUUCUCGAGCCAAGAACGUAACCUGGUGGUGGCCGGUGGCUCUCAGCUGCAGAUCUACCGCCUCAUCCAUGACACCGAGUCCGUAUCAAAAGGAGACAAGCCAACAGAUGGAAAGCCUCGCAAGGACAAGCUGGAGUUCAUGUCAUCCUUCUCACUCUUCGGGAACAUCAUGUCCAUGGCGAGCGUGCGGCUCAGCGGUUCUUCGCGCGACGCGCUCCUGCUGGCCUUCAUGGACGCGAAGCUGUCGGUGGUGGAGUACGAUCCAGCAACCCACGAUCUGAAAACCCUCUCCCUACAUUACUUUGAGGAAGAUGAAAUCAAGGAUGGGUUCCACGGGAACGUGCACGUGCCGGUGGUGCGCGUGGACCCGGACGCGCGCUGUGCCGCCAUGCUGGUGUACGGCACGCGGCUCGUUGUGCUGCCCUUCCGCCGUGAGACGCUCGCCGAUGAGGCCGAGGGGGGCGUCUCUGAGGGGCAGAAGCCGAGCCUGCUGCCCAGCUACGUGAUCGACCUGCGGGGCCUGGACGAGAAGCUCCUCAACGUCCUCGACAUGCAGUUCCUACACGGCUACUACGAGCCCACCCUUCUCAUCCUCUUCGAGCCCAACCAGACGUGGCCCGGCCGAGUGGCAGUCCGGCAAGACACGUGUGGGAUCGUGGCCAUCUCGCUCAACAUCGCCCAGAGGGUGCACCCCAUCAUCUGGUCGCUCAGCAGCCUUCCCUUCGACUGCACGCAAGCCCUGGCCGUCCCCAAGCCGAUCGGUGGCGUGGUCAUCUUCGCGGUCAACUCCCUUCUGUACAUGAACCAGAGCGUCCCACCGUACGGCGCCUCCCUCAACAGCAUCACGCACGGCUCCACCGCCUUCCCACUGCGUAUUCAAGAUGGCGUGAAGAUGACGCUGGACUGCGCGCAGGCCACGUUUGUUUCCUACGACAAGAUCGUCAUCUCCCUCAAGGGAGGAGAAAUUUACGUUCUGACGUUGAUCAUCGAUGGUAUGAGGAGUGUGCGGAGCUUCCACUUUGACAAGGCGGCCGCCAGCGUUCUCACCACGUGUAUGCUGACGAUGGAACCCGGCUACCUGUUCCUGGGCUCCCGGCUGGGGAACUCGCUGCUCUUGAAGUACACGGAGAAGCUGACCGAGUCGGCCGCCGAAACGAUGAGCAAAGACAAACCGGAGGAGCCGCCCAACAAAAGGAAACGCACCGAGGCCGGAGACUGGAUGGCCAAGAAUGUGGCGCUUCUCGACGACAUGGAUGAAAUCGAGGUGUACGGGAGCGAGGCGCAGUCUGGCACUCAGCUGGCCACCUACUCCUUCGAGGUGUGCGACAGCAUCCUCAACAUCGGGCCCUGCGCCAAUGUAGCCAUGGGGGAGCCGGCCUUUCUAUCCGAGGAGUUUCAAAACAGACCAGAACCGGACUUGGAAUUGGUUUGCUGCUCCGGCUAUGGGAAAAAUGGAGCUCUGUCCGUGGUGCAGAGGAGCAUUCGGCCGCAGGUGGUGACGACGUUUGAGCUGCCGGGAUGUUACGACAUGUGGACGGUCAUCUCUCCCGUCAGCGAAAAGCGAGAAGAGGGCAAGAGAUCAAGACAUAGCAAGGAGUCCGAGUCGGAAGCGGAGCCCGAGAAGGAGGAGCAGAAGGAGGCGCCGCUGGAAGACGAGAAGAAGAAGCACGGCUUCCUCAUCCUGAGCCGCGACGACUCCACCAUGAUCCUGCAGACAGGCCAGGAGAUCAUGGAGCUGGACCACAGCGGCUUCAACACGCAGGGCCCCACGGUGUUCGCGGGGAACCUCGGAGGCAACCGCUAUAUCCUGCAGGUCUCACCCAUGGGCGUGCGGCUCAUGGAGGGAACCAAGCAACUGCAGCACAUCCCGCUGGACCUGGGCUCGCCGAUCGUGCACUGCUCUGCGGCCGACCCCUACGCCAUCAUCCUGAGCGAAGAGGGGCAGAUCAUGCAGCUGCUGCUCAAGGAGGACAAAGUGAAUGGCUCCUGCUGGCUGGCUGCCGCGAAGCAGCCGGUCCACUCGCAAUCCAAGGUGCUGGCGCUGUGCGUGUACCGCGAUGUGAGCGGCAUGUUCACCAUGGAGAGCCUGGCCACCCUGGUGCGGGAGACGCCCGUCACGCGGUGCAGCCAGGCGGAGGAGGAUGCCCCCGUGGCGGAGCUCAGCUCCGCGGAUGACGAGGAGGAGAUGCUGUACGGGGAGUCGAACGCCUCCGUCUUCGGGCAGAGCAAGCGCGACGAGGCCAACCGCCCUGAGGAGGUGGCGGCUGCCAGCGCGAGGGCGCACGCGAAGGCGGCGCGGGGCCACGCGGAGCCCACGUUCUGGAGCGCGCUGGUGCGCGAUAGCGGCGUCCUGGAGAUUUACCAGCUGCCCGAGUGGCGGCUCGUGUUCCUGGUGAAGAACUUCCCCGUGGGUCAGCGCGUCCUCGUGGACAGUUCCUCGGGGCAGGCCGCCGCCGUCGAGGCCAAGAAGGAGGAGGGGGCGGCGGCGCGGCAGGGGGAGAUGCCGGUGGUGCACGAGCUGCUCCUCGCCGGCCUGGGGCACCGCCAAUCCAAGCCCUUCCUCUUCGUGUAUGUGGACCAGGAGCUGCUCAUAUACGAGGCUUUUCCCUACGACUCGCUGCUCACCAUCAACAACCUAAAAGUGCGCUUUAAAAAGGUGCAGCACGCCAUCACGUUCCGCGAGCGGAAGGCUCGCCCCUCCUCCCGGAAGGUCGACGGGGAGCCGGCCGGCGGUGCCGACGGCGCACAGGACGAGACGGCGGCGGUGAGGGGCCGCGUCGUCCGCUUCCGCACCUUCGACGACGUUUCGGGAUACUCGGGGGUGUUCAUCUGUGGGCCCUUCCCCCACUGGGUGUUCAUGACGUCGCGAGGAGCCCUCCGCAUGCACCCCAUGCACAUCGACGGACCCAUCGAGUCCUUCGCCGCUUUCCACAACGUCAACUGCCCCAGAGGAUUCCUCUACUUCAACAAGCGGGGAGACUUGCGAAUCAGCGUCCUGCCGACGCACCUCUCCUACGACUCGUCGUGGCCGCUGCGCAAGAUCCCGCUGCGCUGCACGCCGCACCACAUCGUCUACCACGUCGAGUCCAAGGUGUUCGCCGUGACCACGAGCGUUUUGGAAAUUUGCAACCGCAUCCCGAGGAUGAGCGGCGAGGAGAAGGAGUUUGAGAUGGUGGACAGAGACGAGCGGUUCAUCUACCCUACCCAGGAGAAGUUCUCCAUUCAGCUCAUUUCGCCCGUCAGCUGGGAGACCAUCCCUAACACCAGAAUCGACCUGGAGGACUGGGAGCAUGUGACGUGCCUCAAGAACAUCUCCCUGAAGAGCGAGGAGACCGUGUCGGGAGUCAAGGGGUACCUGGCGGCCGGGACGUGCCUGGUUCAUGGCGAGGAGGUCACCUGCCGAGGCAGGAUUCUCAUCAUGGACGUGAUCGAGGUGGUGCCGGAGCCCGGGCAGCCCAUCACCAAGAACAAGUUCAAGGUCCUGUACGAGAAGGAACAGAAGGGGCCCGUGACCGCCCUCUGCCACUGCAAUGGGUUUCUCGUCUCGGCCAUCGGGCAGAAGAUCUUCCUGUGGAGCCUCAAGAACAACGAGCUGCAGGGCAUGGCCUUUAUCGACACGCAGCUCUACAUCCACCAGAUGAUCAGCAUCAAGAACUUCAUCCUCGCCGCCGACAUCAUGAAGAGUGUCUCGCUGCUGCGCUACCAGGAGGACAGCAAGACGCUCUCCCUCGUCAGCCGGGAUGUGAAGCCACUGGAAGUGUACGGGAUUGAAUUCAUGGUGGACAGCUCUCAGAUGGGCUUCUUAGUGUCCGACCGAGAGAAGAAUCUGAUAAUCUACACGUAUCAACCCGAGGCUCGCGAGAGCUACGGGGGCACGAGGCUCCUGCGCAGGGCCGACUUCAACGUGGGCGCGCACGUGAACACGCUCUGGCGCACCGCGUGCCGCUCGCAGCCCACCGACAGCAGCCGCCGCGGCGCCUCCUCGUGGGACACCAAGCAGGUCACGUGGUUCGCCUCGCUGGACGGGGGCAUGGGGCUGCUGCUGCCCAUGGCGGAGAAGACGUACCGCCGGCUGCUCAUGCUGCAGAACGCCCUCGUCACGCUCGUGCCCCACCUCGCCGGACUCAACCCCAAGGCCUUCCGGAUGCUGCACUCGGACCGGCGGACGCUGCAGAACACUGUGCGCAACGUCCUGGACGGGGAGCUCCUCUUCAAGUACCUGCACCUGAGCACGAUGGAGCGCAGCGAACUGGCCAAGAAGAUCGGCACCACCCCCGACACGAUAAUUGAAGACAUUUUGGACAUCGACCGCGUGACGGCUCACUUCUAACCUGUGGCCGCCGCGGCGCAAGCGGACGGGCGGGAGGGCGGCAGUGGCAGCGGAGGAUGGAGGGGGGCGCCGUGGGAGGCAUGGUAAUGAGCGGCGCGGUGACCGCUGCUGAGCCAGCGGUUUCUUUCGCCUCCCGCCGAGCCGCGCCUGGACACGCAUCGCGCCCGACGACUUAACGGCGGGCGCGCGGACGCGGCUAAAGGGGCCUGGUGGGGGGGACGCUCGACUCCGGCCUCCUCGGACACGACGCGGCGUUUCAUCCCGAUUACGCCAACUGGACUCGGCACCAGAAACUAACAUCUGUCCGCGUGUUCGCGGUCGGCAUCGCUCGUCGUCGUCAUCGACAUCGUUAUCGGCAGCAGCAGCAGCAGCAGCGGGCGUGAGCAAUGCGCUGCUGGAUGAAGACCGCACCAAGUCGCCACCGUUGCCCUCCGCCCUCCCCACCCACGGUCGCGCAAUCCAACUGACCAACCACAGCGCCCUGCGGCGCACGAGGCGAUUCCGUCGUUCCGUCUCCGCGGUGGAACGUGCUCCGUCUCUCGGGACGAGUUCUCUCUCCGUUGGGGGCGUACGCAAUGGCUGUUGCGCUGUUGCGGUGGCCGUCGCAACUGGGGGGAGGGGAGGUUCAUCCGGAUUGCGUUUUCACAUCGACCUGCGCGAGAGCCCGACCGCGGUGUGUGGGUGUGUGGGUGUCGUAGCGACAUGCCCACACCGCGGUCGACGCCGGGACUUCGGCCGGUGACUUCGCAAAUCGGCUUACACGCAAGGUCGCCGCUCGUGAAUUAAACAAAAAACAAAGGCAAUUUAGCGUCAUUUUUUUUUACAGCCGUUUUUAAUGAAUUCACAGCUUGUGUGUGUGUGUGUGUAUAUAUAAGGGUGCGUUCGCAGUGGCUUAAUCGAAUCUCUAAUUCCUAAGCAAAGUGGAACAGCUGCUGCCGCGGUUCCUGCAAACGGUGGUUGUUGAUUUUUUUUUUGCUGAGAGCAAAAUAAAAACCCUUCCUGCUAGACAAACGUGUCGUGGCAGGGGAGAGUCUGUGGCUUUGCCAUUGAACAGGAUCACUCUGAAGUGAAUGAUUUCAAUUUUGUUUCUCGCUGUAAAAAGAAUAGGUGAAGGCGCAGCCCUACAAUAGCCUGCUGACGCCGUUGCUGGCGAUUAGAGCCUCCGCUGGAGGGAGCUCGAGAGAGAGAGAGAGAGCCCUCUCUGUCGAUCGCACUUUGGCCUACCACAAGCACGCCGGGCAGACAACUCGGAAGAACGAGGUGGGAGUUUUCCCCACGCUUUUCCCCCAUCGCCUACCGAUGACCUCGACUGGUGCACCAACUUACAUGGCUGGGUGGACAGAGGUGAAGGGAAACCUCACCCCCCACCCCCCGUUUCGACUAUCGCGCGCCACGCUGGUCAAACGUGCAGACCUCUUCCACCGCAAGCCCCCCCCCCCCCCCCCCCCCGUGCCACCAGCAGUGGCACCUGCGGCAGCUCUAUCCCACUGCUGGUCAACGUAUUUGAGUAGCGCGUUGGUGCCAAGUGCCAUGCGUGCGUCGUGUACAUACGGAUGUCGUGUGGCUCUUUUUGUGUAUCGAUAAAAAAAAACGGGUUGCCGUUUUCCGUCCCACCGCAGGGACCCCUGCGAGUCGCCGAGCUCGUGGUCUCCUCUGUUCGAUGUCUCACAGCGAGCGAGCUGGGCGCAGCGCGUCCAGCUCCGCUCUGGCCAGGCGCACUGAAUUCAAUUGCGGGGAAAUCCAAAACAAAGAUUUAGAGACGUCGCCGGCGACUUGUGUCGUUUCUCUCUCUCUGUCUUUGGAUGAAUUCAUUUUUCUCGCGCGCUGGGGGUUGGGGGUGGGUGGGGGGGAAUUCGCUUGCCAUCUGUGUUUUGAACGCACGACUGUUUCCAGCUCUGCGAUGAAUCGCUGGAAGCAAAAGGGGGGUCCGAACAAAAGUGUAAGCGCGAGAGCCAUGAUUGUUUUAGGGGGGGCAGCGUCAAUAUAAAUGGCGGGCGCCGAUACGUAGGCGGUCAUUUGUGUUGCUUGUGAAUGUUAUAUUCGCGAAAAAAUUUUCUUGUGAUUUUGAUACCUUGUUUGUACGGCGGCCGUUCGGUGCUGAAUGGAUUAAAACAGUGUGUGGCUGAAACUUG
Molecule: messenger RNA, 6741 nt
Organism: Petromyzon marinus (sea lamprey)
Lineage: Eukaryota; Metazoa; Chordata; Hyperoartia; Petromyzontiformes; Petromyzontidae
Gene: CPSF1
Product: cleavage and polyadenylation specific factor 1
Cellular component (GO): nucleus
Molecular function (GO): protein binding; nucleic acid binding
Source: RefSeq, a predicted model, not a curated record